This is a messenger RNA of Danio aesculapii, 3642 nucleotides long. RefSeq names its product activity-dependent neuroprotector homeobox a (gene adnpa). Gene Ontology annotation, molecular function: DNA binding. The coding region runs from base 367 to 3279 and encodes 970 amino acids. The transcript has 4 exons. The record is from RefSeq and is a predicted model, not a curated record. Gene Ontology annotation, cellular component: nucleus. Gene Ontology annotation, biological process: regulation of gene expression. NCBI's taxonomy places the organism in Eukaryota, Metazoa, Chordata, Actinopteri, Cypriniformes, Danionidae.
UUUUGAACAGGCUGGGCUGGUAUCUGGAACAGCCUCGACGAGGGAAAAAGUCCCUUCUCUGCCCCGUAUCUCAUCCGAAUUCACACAACUUCCAAUCUAAACCGCGCAAAUCGUGAACAGGUUCAUGGGCUCGACAGAAACCGCCCGGUGGUUUGUGUAAAUCAAACUGAAGGCACAUGGUGCGGAUUCUCAGGAUGAGUUGCCGAAAUCCACCGGCAGCAGCAGCGGCGCGAAAGACUGCAGCAUCUGCCCGGGCCGAAUAAACCGCAAACUUGUCUCUGUCAUCUCGUCUUUAUCUUUAAUUUGAGCCGAAAACCAAGCCCUUAAAGGGAAUUCCAUGCGAGACCGCGAAGAAAAGCAGAAGAGAUGUUUCAGCUUCCAGUGAAUAACCUCACCCGGUUGAGGAAGGCCAGGAAGAAAGUCAAGAGAUUGCUAAGUGACAUUGGCCUUGACUACUGCAAAGAGCAUGUUGAGGACUACAAAGAGGUGGACCCCGAUGAUUCUGAUGACUCAAAUCAGUCUUACCUUGACCUUUGUACAUGGGAUCCAACCUGGACAAAGUCUCAGGACUACAGAACAAAGCAGUUUUGCUGCUCAGAUUGCCCAUUUGCCUCCAAAUAUUUCUCAGCCUACAAAAACCACUUCCGCAAUGUUCACAGGGAAGACUUUGAAAGCAGAAUACUUCUUAACUGCUCCUAUUGCACAUACAGUGGGAACAAGAGGACUCUGGAAACCCACGUCAGGCUCUUCCAUAUGCCUCACAAUGUGAUGCGUCAGGGUGUCGUUGGCCCUCAUGGAGCUCCAGUAGGAGUUAAGGAUGGCAUGCGGGUGGACAAACCCUUGCUGGGUGAUCGAAAGGAGCUCCCGGUGUACUACUGCAAGAAGUGCACCUAUCGAGAUCGACUGUACAACGUGGUGCGCCGGCACAUCUACAGGGAACACUUCCAGCAUGUGGCAACACCUUACCUGGGAAAAAACUCAGAGAAGCAAGAAAACAGUGUAGCGGCCCAAGCCAACAGUCAUGGGAUUCACUGCAAGAGCUGCCACUUUACACCUCGUUCUUAUGAAGCUCUGGUGCAGCACGUCAUUGAGUUCCAUGAGCGCAUUGGCCAUCAAGUCACUGCUAUGAUAGGGCACACAAAUGUCAUAGUCCCGAGGCUCCAGACGAAUCCAAUGCAAAGAGGUGUUGCUAUCACUCCUGGUGUGCGUCCACAAACACCUCAAAUGAAUCGCUUCAGUAUGCCCAAAGUGGUGGGGUUACCUGUUGGAAACCAUUUUAAGCAAAGCCUUGCUGGCAACUCUGUGCCUGGUCAACCAGUGCGCGUUACACUACCUGAUAAAGCUUUUGUGUCUGGUGCAGUGUCUCAGUCUCACUCGGGAAAACACCUGGGCGGCUUUGGAGUCCAUGGUGCUGCACAUCUUAAUGCUCAGUCAGCUUCUUUCUCCCCCUCACUGAAGAGCCUACCUCUCUCUUCAUCCGUGCAUGCUGCUACUGCCACAUUGACAUCACUGCAGGCCAAGAAAGCUUCAGCCAAUGCUUUGAACACCUCACAAACACAAAAGUGGAAGAUCUGUACCAUCUGCAAUGAACUUUUCCCCGAAAGUGCAUAUAGUGCUCACUUUGAAAAGGAACAUCAGGCAGAGAAGGUGAGGGCGAUGGCUAAAUACAUCAUGAAGAUCCACAAUUUCACAAGCAAGUGUCUGUACUGUAACCGUUACCUUCCAAGUGACUCUUUGUUGAACCAUAUGCUAGUGCAUGGGCUAUCAUGCCCACAUUGUCAUUCCACAUUUCAUGAGGUUGAGAAAAUUGUAGCACACAAGCGCCUGGCGCACCCCAAUGAGCAAGGGGAUCAGCCAACUGGUUCUCUCACAUUCGAUCUCACGCUUCAGCAAGGAAAUCUCAAAAAUGUCCAGCUUUUAGUAACCACCUACAAUAUGAAGGAGACACCUGAAGCUGCCGCUGCCUCUGCCGCCGCAGCUGCCGAUCAACUGUCACAAAACAGCGGCAUGCCCAAGCCUGCGAAGGUGUCUGUAAGACAGCCGGAUACCCAAAGCGAUUCAUUGGUGCGAAACAUGUCCCAGUCACCGGUGUCACAAAAGAAAGAGGUUGGAAAAACACUCUGCCCACUGUGCUUCACUAUUCUAAAAGGGCCCAUCUCAGAUGCCCUUGCCCAGCAUUUACGUGAUAGUCACCAGGUUCUCCAAACUUUACACCCUGUAGAGAAAAAGUUAACCUACAAGUGCAUUCAUUGCCUGGGGGUGUACACAAGCAACAUGACAGCUUCCACCAUUACUCUCCAUUUGGUGCACUGCCGGGGUGUUUGCCAGACUCCGAAAGGCUCCAAGCCCAUCACAACUGGGCUACGGUCCCCUGGAGCUGGGUCUCUGAAGCGUGAGUUAGUUACCCCCGAUCCAUCUGACCCCAAGAGAAGAAAGAUGGUAGACCAGUCUAGGUUUUACCCUACAGGCUUUGCUGAAAAGCUAGAAGAGCCAAUCGUAUUGGCCUUGGAUCCAAAAGGUUAUGGUGAUAAAUCCUACGAAGUGCGUAAAGCUUUCCUCACCGCAUAUUUCAAUCGACAUCCUUACCCCUCCCAACGGGAGGUUGAGAAACUUGCUGCAAGCCUCUGGUUGUGGAAGUCUGAUGUUGCAAGCCAUUUUGGCAACCAUCGCCGCUUAUGUGACCGGGACUUUACCUCCCGCAAACCAGUGGUGUUACUGGGCUUUAACAUGCGGUUGUUGAGCCAAAUCAAGCAUGACAUGACCUUUGAUGACAGCUGUCUGUUCGAAGUCUUUGAUGAUGAAAAAAGUGGAUACUCAAGGACCUCAACGUUUAGGCUGAAGUCUCCCAUUGGUUUCCCAGCAGACUUCAUAGGGACAAAGCAGCCAUUAAACACUGGACAAAGUAGUCAAAGCAACUGUGCCUUCAUGACAUGCCCUGGAUCCUCCUCAGAACCCAUUGCCAUCGACUCUGACAGUGAUUCAGAGCCGGAAGUGAUACCUAAUGAAAAUGUCAAUCAACACACUCCAGCGUCAAGGCCUUCGACAGUUCAGUCCCAGACAAAAGGGGCAUUGCUACGAGAGAGCUUCCAUUGUGAAAGGGAUGUCAGGGCAAGCAGAAGUUCUCCCGGAGUUGGGCCAAAAGUUGUAGAUGGCUCUGUUUCUAGUUCCAGUCCUGACGAAGCAACUUGGUCAGGCAAUAUGUCAUCUGAAGAGAGCCACUACAUACCUGCGGGACGAUUCGAAGUGAAGGGGAAGAAGGUGGGGUUGCUUGGUAGAUGAUGGCUUGUGGCGAUUCUCACCUUUCUCUCUAACUCUCCAUGCUCAGAUUAGUAGGUCAGACCUUUUACCUCACCUUUGGCUGACAUUUGAACAUUAUUACAUGAACUGAGUAAAAAAGCCAGAGGAGUUACACCUUUACUGAAAGUACUGUUUACUCUUAAACACUUCUGCUGUCAAUGAGCAGAAAAACUAAUAUACUGUAUCCUUUUUUUUUCCAAUUGAUCCAUAGUCCAUGGUGUUUUUUCUUUCUUCUUUUUUGUAAACUGUUCUCUGUAUUUAAUCAUUCACUUGUUGGAAUUGUAACAGAAUUGAUAGGUCUAUUGUUUUUUUUUCUUGAUUCAAAUAAAAAGACUGUGUAAUUUA